AACUGAAUCCCUACUCUUGCUGAGUACUCUCUUCCCUCUUCUCGUUUUCCUUCUCAGUUUCGACAAAAUCUCCAUAUCACUUCAAAUUUGAUAUUAUGAAUUGUGUGGUAUGCUCAGGACGUGCUACUAAUCGGAAUUAUGGAGCGAUGUCUUGUUUUGCUUGCAAAAUGUUCUUCCAUAGAACAGUCUACAAAAACCUGCUGUUUAGAUGCAAACGUAUCCAAAAUUGCACAAUCCACUUCAAAAUAUUUCCAAAAUGUCGUGCAUGCCGAUUCCAGAAAUGUUUGAUCGUCGGAAUGACACUUGCUCCGUUGAAUGAUGGAAUAGUCAGCAUUGGAAAUCAAUCUGACUAUAGCUAUGCCAAGUUGUUAGAUGAUUUGAAAUUUAAAAAUGAUAAAAACUAUUCACAUUUUGUCAAUUUCUAUUCAUUGGAGGACCCGAGCUUGGCGGAUAUUUUAAAGGAUAGAGGUAUUAUGAAACUUGUGAAGAGGACACCCAAGACACUCAACGACGUCGACCAAUGGUCAAUUAUGAUGGCAUAUUCUCGAAUAUCAUAUUUUCUAGAUUUCAACUUUAUUCGAGAUCUAGAUUCCAGUGACAAAAAUACACUUUUCAAGUAUAAUAUCUCGCGAGCUGGGUGCCUAGCACUUGCCAAGUGCGCAUUCAAUGAAAACAAACCGAAGUUAACAUUUCCAAACGAUGUUGAUGCUUUUCCAUCUGAAAUGUAUAAUCUUUGUGGAAGUUCUACAGCUGUUCUGAAUCAAGUGUCGGGACAAGUGAUCGCCAAGUUUGUUGAAUUGAAAAUCAAAGAUGAGGAGUACUUACUUCUUAUAUUGGUCAUGUUUUGCAAUCCAUCAAUAUCGAAUGACUUCUCUGACAAAACGAAACUCGCUUUAUCUUCCCACCAACAAGCUUUUUGCUCUGCUUUGUUCCGUUAUUGCCAGAUAAAUUAUUCAAAAUCUGCACCAACUCGGUUCACGGAACUUUUAUCACUUUUUGGAAUUGUCAACAAAUCGGUGGACAAUAUGAACAAUUUGAGCAUGAUGCUACAAUUUUGUGAGCCGAAAUUUCAAUUUAAACGGAUUAUGCAAGAUCUUUUUUCUAAUUCAUUAUUAUAAUGUUUUAUUCCAUAAUAAUAUAAAAUUGCUUACUU
Molecule: messenger RNA, 1153 nt
Organism: Caenorhabditis elegans
Lineage: Eukaryota; Metazoa; Nematoda; Chromadorea; Rhabditida; Rhabditidae
Gene: nhr-197
Product: Nuclear hormone receptor family member nhr-197
Exons: 4
Coding region: 96-1118 (340 amino acids)
Biological process (GO): regulation of DNA-templated transcription
Cellular component (GO): nucleus
Molecular function (GO): DNA-binding transcription factor activity; sequence-specific DNA binding; RNA polymerase II cis-regulatory region sequence-specific DNA binding
Source: RefSeq, marked reviewed